AGUGAAAACAAACAACAGUCAUCAGGCAGCCAAACUUUCAUGGUGGGGUUGAACUGUAACAGCCUUUAAUGGAGCACAGUGAGUAUCGUCUUCCGGAGAAGAGACGCAGGAGACGCUGUAUUAUUUUAAGUGUCGUCUCUCUCCUGCUCCUGCUUAUUAUCGUCGCCGUUGUGUUGGGACUCAGUCUGCGGCAGAAUACAUACAAACUAAAGCCCACAUUCAUUGCAAGGUGUCAGGAGUUCAAAGGGUACGACUGUGAAAAGAUGUGGGAUGUAUUUGAGCAAGCCUAUGUAGGCCGGGACCCUUGUGAUGUUCCCAUGGAAGCCUAUGACCCUUUCAUUGCUGCCGCCCCCUUGAAACCUGCCUGCAACAGAAUGAUGUUCUGGAGUAAAACCAAGGACCUUGUCCAUGACUUCACGGAGAAGAGGGAUUGUUACGUCACCGUGGAGGACUCUCUGCUGGGGUCUGUGCUGGAUGGUCUCACCUGGUGUGGAAAGGAGGGCAGCAGGGAAACAUUCACUACCGGCUGCCCAGGGUGGACAGACUGUGUGAACAACACUGUUCGCUCAUUUUGGAACAGAGUCUCAACUGCUUUUGCAGAUGCUGCCUGUGGUGAUGUCACAGCAAUGCUAAACGGAUCCAUCGUCACACCAUUUCAUCCUGCAAGUAUUUUUGCGAGCAUCGAGGUGAAGAGGUUCAACUACCCCAGGGUGAAAAGCCUGAAUGUUGUUCUGGUCACACAGAACAAAACUGUGACAAACUGCACUAACGCAUCUUUAAAGGAUUUACAGAAAGAGCUGGAUCAAGGGACAACAUAUAACUGCGAGGAAGUGACUGAAACCCAGAUCCAGGACUGCAGCUCCCAUCCAGAGAAACCCUGUGGAGCCUGUUGGUGAUGACCUGUGAACUCAAUAUCAGAAUAUACUGUGUAAACAAAACAAUAACCUACUGUAAAAAUAAUAUUUUUUUCUAGAAUAUAUUGUGUAAAGUCUUUGUAAAUGGAAUAAUGUGCUAUUAUACACAAAAUAUAAUUAUGUUUCUACCUAUGUGCCAGUGUGACUAAAUGUGAAAGGUGUAUUUUUAUGUGAAUGUCAAUGACAUGUUUAACAAUGACAAUGUCGUUUUUUUUUUAAAUCUUUUUUUAAAUCUGGUGCUAGCUAAUACGACUGACAGUCUUGCUCCCACCUGUAAGAAAUGUUUUUAAAUAAAAAAAUAUAUAUAU
Molecule: messenger RNA, 1222 nt
Organism: Trematomus bernacchii (emerald rockcod)
Lineage: Eukaryota; Metazoa; Chordata; Actinopteri; Perciformes; Nototheniidae
Product: ADP-ribosyl cyclase/cyclic ADP-ribose hydrolase 1-like
Exons: 8
Coding region: 69-896 (275 amino acids)
Biological process (GO): positive regulation of B cell proliferation
Cellular component (GO): plasma membrane
Molecular function (GO): NAD+ nucleosidase activity; phosphorus-oxygen lyase activity
Source: RefSeq, a predicted model, not a curated record